CAGGGGGCGCAGCUGUACGGAGCGAAAAUGAUGUACGCCGACCUCAAAGGUGCUGACCUCCGGUCCUGCAAGAUGGGGGACCCAGACGGCCCGUUAGCGUGGAAUGCCGACCUCAGCUGGGCCAACCUGACGGACGCCAUCAUGGACGAAAGCGUGCUGUACGGCGUCAACUUUCGCUACGCCACGCUGACCAACGCCAGCCUGCAGAACUGCGACCUCCGGCACGCUGUUCUGGGCAAUGCAGAUGUCUUGGAUUGCAAGCUGAGCGGGAGCGACAUGAGAGGCGUCGACCUGAGGCGGUGACGACUUCGACGUCCUUCUUCGUUCCGCCGCACGACGGAUGGCAAC
Rhipicephalus sanguineus (brown dog tick) is the source of this 348-nucleotide messenger RNA. Its product is annotated as BTB/POZ domain-containing protein KCTD9-like. The transcript is spliced from 3 exons. The record is from RefSeq and is a predicted model, not a curated record. Lineage: Eukaryota; Metazoa; Arthropoda; Arachnida; Ixodida; Ixodidae. Bases 28 to 303 code for a protein of 91 amino acids.